CUUUGACCCUUACGAGGAGUACCCCGGCGCUAAACCGUUUUCCGAGCCCGAGGCGCGGAUGCUGAGGUCCCUCGUGGAGGAGUUCAAGCCGCACGCGUGGGUGAACGUGCACAGCGGCAUGGAGGCCAUGUUCAUGCCUUACGACCACAAGGCUUCCGAGCCCAAAGGCGAGGGCGCGCAGGCGAUGAGGAGCAUCUUACGCGACCUGAACCGUUUUCACUGCGGCGGGCGAUGCGCCACGGGCGGCGGCGGUAAAGGCGUGGGCUACCUCGCGCACGGCACCGCCACGGACUGGGUGUACGUGAAGGGCGCGGUGCCGGUGGCGUUCACGUGGGAGAUUUACGGCGACACGAACGCGCACUACAUGGACUGCUUCCGGAUGUUCAACCCAAUCGGGAAGGACAAACACGACGCGGUGGUUCGCGAUUGGGUCGCCGCGGGCGUGUCCGUGCUGCCCAUGCUCGCGCGUCACCCGGACCUGCCCGCCCACGUGUCGGCAGGGAGCGGAGGGAUCGGCGGCGCGGGAGGAGGGAGCGGAGGGAGCGGGAGCGUCGCCGUCGAGCGGGAUGACGGGGAUGGGGAGGAGGAGGAGGAGGAGGAUGAGCCGGCGGGACGAUUCGAGGUUCCCGACGAUUCGACCGACGAUUCCGACGACUCCGACGAGGAGGAGGACGGAGACGGGGCCGGAACCCCGGGCGGCGCUAAGCUCCGGGGCGACGCCUCGCGCGACCGCCUCGUUCAACGCUCGGCGGCGGUGAUCCGCGGCGGCGGCGGGAUUCGAACCCGCGGCUCGGGAACCCACGCGACGACGCUCGGUACCCGCGGACUCAUCCACCUGACGGACGGCAUCGACGAGGCGCCGGCGCGGAUGGACAAGAUUCGCGCGCUGCAAAGGCUCGGCGGUUUGAAGGUUGACGGGUACGGCUCGGGCGGCCGGGAAGGGGACGACUGGAGCACCAACGCGGUUCGCGUCGGAGGGUACUCGCUCGCGGCGGCGUUCGCGUGUUGCGUCAUCCUGCCGCGGUGGAGACGCACUCGGUUUCUCAGGCGCGGUUCCUCAAAGGGCGGGAGCCGCAGAAGCCCCAAGUGACCCGGACUUUUUCGGGAGCGGCGGAGCGAGUCGACGCACGCGAUGAAAUGUACAUUCUCUUUCGG
This is a messenger RNA of Micromonas commoda, 1155 nucleotides long. RefSeq lists its product with no specific name. Gene Ontology annotation, molecular function: zinc ion binding; metallocarboxypeptidase activity. The record is from RefSeq and is a predicted model, not a curated record. The transcript has a single exon. The coding region runs from base 59 to 1090 and encodes 343 amino acids. Gene Ontology annotation, biological process: proteolysis. NCBI's taxonomy places the organism in Eukaryota, Viridiplantae, Chlorophyta, Mamiellophyceae, Mamiellales, Mamiellaceae.